AUGACUGUUCGCCAACAACCUCGAAAAUGGUGGCAGCUACAGUGGUUUGCAGAGAGCGAUACCAAAGAAGAAAGGCGACUCAUCCUCAAGCUGGACUUGUUGAUUGUCCCUUAUGCAUUCCUGGCAUAUUGGACAAAGUAUAUUGACCAGGCGAAUAUCAAUAAUGCCUACGUUUCUGGUCUGAAAGAAGACCUCGGAUUCCAUGGAAAUGAGCUCGUCCAGCUUCAGACCAUGUACACUAUUGGUGCUGUGCUCGGUCAAUUACCCUUUGCAUAUCUGUUUACCAAGCUGCCAAUGUCGUGGAUUAUCCCGUUCAUGGAUGUUGCAUGGGGUAUUUUCACACUGGUUCAGUAUCGUGCUACUUCAUUUGCCGAGUUAGCUGCGUAUCGCUUUUUGGUUGGAUGGUUUGAAGCGGCUUUCUUCCCAGGAAUGCACUAUAUCUUCGGGUCGUGGUAUCGAAGCGAUGAAAUCGCCCGCCGUGGGGGAUGUUUCUACGUCGGUCUCACACUGGGUACUUUAACUGCAAGCCUGAUUCAAGCUGGAGCAUCAAGCCGUCUGGACGGCGUUAACGGACUUGCGGGUUGGAGAUGGAUGUACAUUAUAUGUGCUAUCAUCACCAUUCCCGUCGCCAUAUUGGGUUACUUCAUUCUCCCAGGGACACCGGACAAGCCGAAUAAACUCAUUCUCAAGGAGAAGGACGUCCAACUCGCCAAGGCACGUCUGGAGCGCGCAUCUCACACCAUCAAGGAGGAACCGCUCACAUGGCGCACUUUCAUCAAGGUCGGUCGCAACUGGAAAUUUUGGGCCUUGCUGUGGGUGGAUAUCUUCUUUUGGAAUGCUUGUAUCAAUACUUCGUCCGGCGGCUAUCUGCUAUGGCUUAAAAGCCUGAAGCGAUUCUCCACAAGCCGACUCAACGAACUCGCUGCCAUUUCUCCAGCUCUGGGUAUCUUCUACACGCUGUUCGUGUGCUUCGCCUCGGAUUUGAUACUUGGACCCGCUUGGGCAAUCACUGUCUCUCAUCUUUGGAAUAUCAUCGGCCUUACAAUCCUGGUCAUCUGGAAAGUCCCCGAGUCAGCGCUCUGGUUCGCUUUCUUGACGACUUACUCCGCGGUCGCCAUGUCGAGUGUCUUGUACGGGUGGAUCAAUAGUCAGAUGCGCUAUUCGCCGGUAGAACGGUCUCUGACGCUUAUUAUUGUCAAUACUGUGGCGCAGUCAACGACUUGUUGGACGCCUUUGCUCGUGUUCAAGACAGUUGAGGGUCCUCGAUUUACGAAGGGGUACUCGUUUGUUCUUGCGAAUGCGAUCUGUCUGAUUGUGCUGUCGCAUAUUGUUCAAUUUUUCAUCAAAAGAGAGGAGUGA
Molecule: messenger RNA, 1359 nt
Organism: Penicillium cataractarum
Lineage: Eukaryota; Fungi; Ascomycota; Eurotiomycetes; Eurotiales; Aspergillaceae
Product: putative MFS transporter Seo1
Exons: 3
Coding region: 1-1359 (452 amino acids)
Biological process (GO): transmembrane transport
Cellular component (GO): membrane
Molecular function (GO): transmembrane transporter activity
Source: RefSeq, a predicted model, not a curated record